AGGGAAGCGGAUUGUUGCAUGGCGUGGUCAUCAUGGAGUGGCUGCAACGAGUGCAGAAAGAGUCGCCAAAGAGUCGAAUUUAACUGCUCAAGAACUCAGGAAUCACGGCCCUGCAAAUGUCCUCUUGAAAUUAAUCCUCAGCUCAAGAACCAGUCAUUUCUAUAUAAUUCACGCUUUCGGUUCAACUGCUCUCUAAGAGGUUUCCCUAAACCUGAGGUACUCUGGACUAAGAAUGGAGUGAACCUUAGUAAUGAAAACACUCUCAUUAUUGAUCGAGUGAAAUAUGAAGAUGCUGGUCAAUACACAUGCAGCGCCAAAAACAGCGAAGGGAGCAAGAACUCAACUUUCUGGAUUGAGGUGGUGGGAGUCUCUCCUCAGAUCACUGAGCCUCCAAUAAAUCAGGCUGUUACCGAAGGAUACUCUGUGAGCUUUAGUUGCCGAGCGUCAGGAAUACCAACACCAAAAUUAGUCUGGGUUUUUAAUAAUAGUGACCUACCAUCUGGUGUCAAUCAAACUGAUCAAGAAGGAGAAUCAAUCCUGGAAUUGCCACGUGUCACAAAAGAGAUGGUGGGGACUUACAAGUGUACAGCAAUAAACAAGGAAAAUACAACGAGUUCUUCGGCAACGCUGCAUGUUUAUGGUCCUCCUGAAAUUAAUCCGCAGCUCAAGAACCAAUCGUUUCCAUAUAACUCAUCUCUUGAGUUCAAAUGCUCUGUAGGUGCAACACUCUCUCCAUUAAUCGAGUGA
Molecule: messenger RNA, 747 nt
Organism: Stylophora pistillata
Lineage: Eukaryota; Metazoa; Cnidaria; Anthozoa; Scleractinia; Pocilloporidae
Product: hemicentin-1-like
Biological process (GO): homophilic cell-cell adhesion; axon guidance; protein phosphorylation
Cellular component (GO): axon; plasma membrane
Molecular function (GO): ATP binding; protein tyrosine kinase activity; cell-cell adhesion mediator activity
Source: RefSeq, a predicted model, not a curated record